AUGAUGGCUACUCCCGCACAACCGAUUAACUAUGGAGUCACUGAACCAAUAAGCCUUGCACUCCCAUCGUCAUUGGACGUGAAGCUGUCUGAGGAGUUGGAGGCCACUCUGCGCAGCUAUAAGUUGUUUGAGUCACCAGAAGAGAGCCGCAAGCGAGAGGAGAUCCUAGGCAAGCUGGACCAGAUAGUCAAGAAAUGGGUCAUCGAAGUCAGCUUGAAGAGAGGAUUCACUGAACAGAUGGCAUCAGAGGUAGUUGCAAAGAUAUUCACGUUUGGAUCAUAUAGACUUGGUGUCCACAAUCCAGGCAGUGAUAUCGAUACGCUCUGCAUCGCUCCAAAGCACAUUAUGCGAUCAGACUUCUUUGAGAUACUUGGUGAGGCGCUCAAAGUUCAUCCAGAGAUCACUGAGCUCACUUCCGUACCAGACGCAUUCGUACCAGUUAUCAAGAUGAUAUUCUCAGGCAUACCUAUCGAUUUCAUCUUUGCUCGACUCUCACUGUCUGCCAUCCCUGAGGAGUUGAAUGAUCUUAUCGAUGAGAACUACUUGAAGAAUGUAGACGACAAGAGUAUUGUCAGUCUAAACGGUUGUCGUGUCACCGACAAGAUCUUGACACUGGUGCCAAACAUCCCCAACUUCCGCAUGGCUCUCAGGUUUAUGAAGUUAUGGGCAAUCAGGAGAGGCAUCUAUGGCAAUGUGUUUGGAUUCCUCGGUGGUGUAUCAUGGGCUUUGUUGACCGCGAGGAUAUGUCAACUGUAUCCAAACGCUGCGCCAAGUACCAUCAUUCACAGAUUCUUCAAGAUCUAUGAGAACUGGAAGUGGCCAACCGCUGUAUUGUUGUGUCCAAUCCAGGAUGGUGGUCUGUUUGCCUCCAAGGUUUGGAACCAAAAGAGAGACAAGAGUCACUUGAUGCCCAUCUUGACACCGGCAUAUCCUUCGAUGAACUCAACGUACAAUGUGUCAAGGUCAACACUUAGCUUGUUAAAAAGCGAGUUUGUCAGAGGCGCAGAGGUGACCAAGCGACUGGAGCUACACGAGGCCACCUGGAACGAGUUGUUGCAGAAGGCCGACUUCUUCACACGAUACAGAUACUACAUUCAGAUUGAUUGUUCAGCUCACAACGCAGAGGAGCACAGGAAAUGGGAGGGAUGGAUUGAGUCGAAGCUUAGAUUGCUGGUAUCGAACCUGGAACAAACGCCCAACAUGAAGUUUGCGAUACCCUAUCCAAAGAAUUUCGAGAAUAAAGCCGCUGCUGCUAGCCAGCCGACUGCACCGGCUGGUGGCGGCAUUGGAGGUGGAGGAGCGACAGCAGCGACAGGCGACGGAGCGACGGCGACAGGGGGCGGAAGCGUAUGCACAAGCUUUUUUAUGGGUUUGACGUUCAAUUUCUCGACGGCGCCAAACGCUGACAAGAGCGUUGAUUUGACGCGAGCCGUCACUGACUUCACAGCACUCAUCAAGGAGUGGGCUGGCAAGACCCCCAACAUGGACAUGUCGGUGCACUACAUCAAGAAGAAGCAGCUGCCCAUCUUUGUCAAGGACGAGGGCCCCGAGGAGCCCGUCAAGCAGAAGAAGCGAAGCAUCACAGGUGACAACUCCAGAACCAAGAAGGCUCGUACUGACUCACCCGGCACCUCCACUGCAAAGAAUGCUGCGACAACAGGUCCCACUGCUGCUAAACCAAGCGCAUCAACCACCUCAACAACCUCUACCUCGACCUCAUCAACUGGCACUUCUCCAACACAACAACCAAAGUCUAGUGAUCCAUCUUCCAAUUCACCUGGCUCUCCCAAGCAACCGAUUGUCAACAUCACAAGUGAUGCUAACAACACCAACGCGACGACCACUGGCAAUCAACCUGUAAAUAGUACACCAACAACGGAUGUCAACUCUACUACUACUACGACUCUGGCAGCGGCCACAUCAUCAUCAUUGACAUCGAGCAGUGAAGAGAAUCCAACUACUACCACAACAACAACAACAACAACCACUACUACUACUACAGCAACAGAGAUUCAAGAAAAGUCAGUCAGCAUCAACGCCAACAUUGAUGUCACCGAGUUGGACUUUAUCUCAUCGUCCGCCUCAGACUCACGUCCAUCAUCAAAGAAGACAAUCAAUCUCAUUCGUGGAUAG
Molecule: messenger RNA, 2133 nt
Organism: Acytostelium subglobosum LB1
Lineage: Eukaryota; Evosea; Eumycetozoa; Acytosteliales; Acytosteliaceae
Exons: 7
Coding region: 1-2133 (710 amino acids)
Cellular component (GO): nucleus
Molecular function (GO): poly(A) RNA polymerase activity; RNA binding
Source: RefSeq, a predicted model, not a curated record